CUACUGAGUACCAUUAUCUAAUUGAAUAAUUCAGUGGAGUGCAUUAUUAGGCCUUACCUGUGGUAGCCUUUUAGAAAACCUCCUUUCCUCCCCCCAGAUGCCGUUAGGUUGAUAGUUCCUUAAUUUUCUUGAAAAAUAACCUAUCCCUUGCCCCUGUGAAUUUUAAGGUGGAAUUGUUGCAAUAAGAGAUGGGCCUGGCAGCACCUCAAAAGAAAACCAAAAUAUCCCACGAUCCGAACAAUACAAGUUGGUCUCGCUCAACAGACAGCUUUGGACAUAGGAUUUUGAGCUCCCAAGGAUGGAAACCUGGAAGUUGCCUAGGCGCACGGAAUGCCGCUCAUGCUGAUAUGUUUACUGCAGCGAGCGUGUCCCAUAUAAAGGUAGUUGUUAAGGAUGACACACUUGGGUUAGGGGCCAGAUCCAAAAGGAACCCACUAGAGGAACCGACUGGCCUUGAUGCAUUCAAGGGACUUCUUGGCCGGUUGAACGGCAAAACGGAUGUUGAGCUAGAGACGGAACGGCGAAAACGAGAAGAUGUCAAGCUGGCGCGGUAUGCUGCCACAAAAUGGCAAGCUGUCAGAUUCAUUAGUGGGGGUUUGCUGGCACAGGAAAAUACGGACACCCUCAAUUCCGAGCCAACUAGAGAUUCUCGAUCAAAUAAUGUCACUAGUGAGACCCAUCGUGGAGAGGUGCAAGAUGAAAAUAAUAGUGACCCGGAUCCUCAUGGCUCCCAGCCUGCUAAGUUGUCCAUUAGCAAGGUGCCUGAAACAAGAGACCUACGUACUGAGCGAGCUGCUGAGGGUGUUCCUGAUGCAGAAAGAAAGCGGAAAAAGACAUCGAAGAAACGAAAACGCGAGUCUAGACGCAGGGAUACUGAUGGGGAAUUGGAAGACGAGAAAUUACAACAUCCGGCCAAGGAAAGCAAAUCGACAUUGCCCAAAACGACAGUGCUACCAAAAGAGCGCAGACCACUAGGUAGACACGUAUUCAGAGGGCGACACAUUGAACAAAAGAAAAGGUCCCUUUUGGAUGAGAAGUCUCUCAAUGAGGUAUCUUAUGUACCUGUUCCCUCCAUAGUCAUGUUGGCUCACUAACAGGAGUAGAUAUUCAUGGUCAAAUCAUAGAUCUUCCUAUGGGUGUCUUGUGCGUCAAAAAUUCUCAAUAUUGGAAGAGAUCCGGUACUCCCAAGCCACAAUUGGCGUUACUAGAGGUUUUCUAUAGAUUGGCAAAGGCAUUUGAAUCUACCUAGGUAUCAUGCUGAUACCUAAUGCUACACCACUCUGCCCUUGCUAUCACGGC
Monascus purpureus is the source of this 1299-nucleotide messenger RNA. NCBI's taxonomy places the organism in Eukaryota, Fungi, Ascomycota, Eurotiomycetes, Eurotiales, Aspergillaceae. The record is from the annotation of a GenBank genome assembly.